GGCGGUCGCGGAAAGGGUUACUUCAAGAACUCGUCGAUGAAAGGAGGCGUUCAGUUGACGAAAGACAAGCAAAAAGUGACGGAAAUUUGUGCCAAAAUGUUGAACGACUUCCUAAUCACCGCUCAAACGACCAAAAGUGGAGUUCUUGUGAAUAAAGUGAUGAUCGGAGAGGCGCUCGACAUUAAGAAAGAGUUUUAUUUGGCUAUACUUCUGGAUCGGGCGAGCGGUGGACCAGUCAUAGUGGCCUCACAAGAGGGCGGUGUCGACAUCGAACAGGUGGCCGAGAAAACUCCCGACGCUAUCCAUAAAUUCCCGAUUCCUAUUGAUUCCAACGCCGAAGAUCUUGACAUAGAGUUGGCUAAAAAAGUAGCCAAAAGUGGUUUAGGUUUGAGUGGAAAUCUUGCUGAAGACGCGGCCCAACAGAUCAGCCGAUUAUAUAAAAUGUUCAUAAAAUUAGACGCUCUUCAGGUGGAGAUCAAUCCAUUCGGUAUCACAACGAAGGACUCAUUGGUCUACGCUCUUCAGGUGGAGAUCAAUCCAUUCGGUAUCACAACGAAGGACUCAUUGGUCUGUUUUGACGCCAAAAUCAAUUUCGACGAAAACGCGUCGUUUAGACACCAAUGGAUGAAACAAAUUGAAAACGAAAACUCGGCCGAAGAGGACCCGAGAGACCGAUUGGCGCGCGAUUACAACUUGAACUUUGUGCCGAUGGACGGCAACAUCGCGUGUCUCGUGAACGGCGCCGGUCUGGCAAUGGCUACGAUGGAUAUCAUCCAUCAUUACGGCGGAAGUCCGGCCAACUUUCUGGACGUCGGCGGGUCUGUCAAUCAGUUGGGAGUCGAGAAUGCAUUCCGUUUGAUAACCGCUGACCCAAAAGUUCGCGCGAUUUUAGUCAAUAUUUUUGGUGGUAUUGUUAACUGCGAGACCAUCGCUAAGGGACUCAUUGCCGCCCGAAGUCUCGUCAAAGUGCCGCUUAUAUCCACCAUCGCUAAGGGACUCAUUGCCGCCCGAAGUCUCGUCAAAGUGCCGCUUAUCGUACGACUCGAGGGAACCAAUUCCGAGACGGCCAGAGCUCUUCUCAGCGAAGUCUCUGAUAUCAUAUCGGCUACAGAUCUGGACGACGCGGCGCAGAAGGCGGUCAAAUCGGUGACCAUUUAA
Messenger RNA from Medioppia subpectinata, 1158 nucleotides. NCBI's taxonomy places the organism in Eukaryota, Metazoa, Arthropoda, Arachnida, Sarcoptiformes, Oppiidae. The record is from the annotation of a GenBank genome assembly.